Prunus mume (Japanese apricot) is the source of this 679-nucleotide messenger RNA. RefSeq names its product mitochondrial import inner membrane translocase subunit TIM14-1. Gene Ontology annotation, cellular component: PAM complex, Tim23 associated import motor. The record is from RefSeq and is a predicted model, not a curated record. Gene Ontology annotation, molecular function: ATPase activator activity. Lineage: Eukaryota; Viridiplantae; Streptophyta; Magnoliopsida; Rosales; Rosaceae. Gene Ontology annotation, biological process: protein import into mitochondrial matrix.
AACAUGUUGGGCAAAGCACAAGGCCUUUUCCCCAACUCAGAAGCUAAGGGCAAAAGCUCCGAGAAAGUUCUGAAUGAAACCCCGAAUUCUGAGCUCAGGCACGAUACUUUCGACGCAAUGGCUACACCUUUUCUGGCUGGUCUUGCAGUAGCUGCUACUGCGCUUGCUGGUAGAUAUGGUAUCCAGGCUUGGCAUGCGUUCAAGACACGACCGCCAAAACCUAGAAUGCGGAAAUUUUAUGAAGGUGGUUUCCAGCAGACAAUGACAAAGAGGGAAGCAGCUCUUAUUCUGGGUAUCAGGGAGAAUGCACCUGCAGACAAGGUCAAGGAAGCACAUAGAAAGGUGAUGGUUGCAAACCAUCCUGAUGCAGGCGGUAGCCAUUACCUAGCAUCCAAAAUCAAUGAAGCAAAAGAUGUGAUGCUUGGAAAGACAAAGGGCAGUGGAUCAGCAUUUUGAUGCAUUUAAAAUGCCUCGACUUCACGCCGUGUGCUAAACAGUAAAAUAAUUCCCCCUUCAUUAAGUUCAUAGGAAGCAGUGGUUGCUCUUGAGUUAUUUUUGUCCAAAUAUGUAUGAUCUUGAGUAAGAGGAAUCCCAUUACACCUGUCUGUGCAUGUUCAAUUUUGUUCAAAAACUGAUAAGGGCAUCCUUAUAUUGAAGUGUAUAUAAGUUUUUUUAAACA